GAAUGAAAUUAUAAACGUCAAUUUAAAAACGUGAAAAACAUUUUUGCGUGGUAAUUGGAAACAUGUUUGCCGGCUAAUAAAAACUGUGUAAAACUACUUAUUAUUUCGUUUUUAUAUUUGUAAAAUACAUAAAAAUGGAUGACCAAGCGUGUCCGCGUUGUAAAACAACGAAAUAUCGCAAUCCCUCGCUUAAAUUGAUGGUAAAUGUGUGUGGUCAUGUGUUAUGUGAAAGUUGUGUAGAUUUAUUAUUCUUGAAAGGUUCCGGAACAUGUCCAGACUGUAACAUUCUCCUCAGAAGAGGCAAUUUCAGGGUCCAACUCUUCGAAGACCCCAUGGUUGAGAAAGAAGUUGAUAUUAGGAAGAGAGUUUUGCGGGAUUAUAAUAAAAAAGAAGAAGAUUUUGCAACACUCCGGGACUAUAAUGAUUAUUUAGAAGAAAUUGAGACUAUUGUGUACAACUUAACAAAUAAUAUAGAUGUUGUAGAGACUAACAAAAGGAUAGAACAGUAUAAAAAAGAAAACAAAGAGCUUAUUAUGAAGAAUAAGGCAAAAAUAGGUAGAGAAGCUGUACAAUUAGAAGAGGUAUUAGAGAAAGAGAAAGAAUUAGAGGAACUACGCAGGCAGGAGCUAUCACGGUUAGAACAAGAGGCCAAGAAACAAAAGAUACAGAAAGAAGCGCUCAUUGAUGAGCUGAUGUUUGCAGAUGGAGAUGCCAAAGACAUACUGAAUACGUUUGCGCAAAACAUGGCUAAUAAACAGGAGGAAUUGGCGUCUGCUGUUCCAUUGGUAACACAAUUCUCUUCUGGUGUGCAAUUUACCCGUGGGGCAAGUAACCAGCCAAUUCCCAUAAUAGAAGAAGGUCCAUUGUAUAAAUAUGAACCACUGGCUGUACCAGACCGUUGUGGUCCAGACGCUCCGUCCAUAGCCAAUAUAGUCAACUGUGGAUAUUUAAAACACGUUAGAGCGGAGAACGAGUGUGAGAAGGCGGGCGGCUACAGCGCCACGCUGCCGUGCCUGCGCGCGCUGCAGGACGCGCUCGCCGGACUCUACCACGCCAGCUGACCACCACCACCAGUGUCACCACCGCCACCACCACCAGCGUCACCACCGCCACCAUCACCACACAUCUCCAAAAUAUUUCUCUAUUACUUCCUUAACAAUUGCCAUAGACGUUUUUGUAUAAGACUUGGUAUACAAAAAUCAACAUAUUAGCAAAAUUUACUGUCAUGUUUGUUUUUUAGUUUUUGAGAUGUAAACCUACAUCAGCCCGCCUGCUGUUUGAUUCUUUUGAAUGGCAAUAAUUGAGUUAAUGUUAUCAUUGGGCAUAUCCAAAGACAAAUAACAAAGGCAUAAAAAUAACAAAUAUCCUUUGUUGUAUAAGUGUAACUUACAUUUGGCAUUUUUUUUUAAAUUUACAAUCAAAGUUAGUGGGAGAGCGUCGUGUUUGUUAUCUGCCAAUAAAAUAGGGUUCAAGUAUUACGUAACACAAUUUUUAAAGUAUUUUGACCCCCCAUGUAACGCGCCGUAACGUUUUCCUGCACGCCCCCGUCCCCUCCUCCAAAAGUUUUUAUUUAUUUAUUUAUUUGAACAGCCAACAAAACAUACACCUUACAUAGUUUGUUUUUUAACAAUUCCAUAAGUAAUUGCUGCAGUGCUGUUUUAAUUACAGGCUGUC
Molecule: messenger RNA, 1674 nt
Organism: Manduca sexta (tobacco hornworm)
Lineage: Eukaryota; Metazoa; Arthropoda; Insecta; Lepidoptera; Sphingidae
Product: CDK-activating kinase assembly factor MAT1-like
Biological process (GO): nucleotide-excision repair; positive regulation of cyclin-dependent protein serine/threonine kinase activity; regulation of transcription by RNA polymerase II
Cellular component (GO): transcription factor TFIIH holo complex
Molecular function (GO): cyclin-dependent protein serine/threonine kinase activator activity
Source: RefSeq, a predicted model, not a curated record